UGCAGUCUAUUAUUCUCCCAGUCCACAAUGCUGAAAAGUGGUUGGAUGAAUGCUUGAAGUCUGUUUUGCAGCAGGACUUUGAAGGUGCUAUGGAGCUCUCCAUUUUUGAUGAUGCCAGUAAGGACAAGUCUAUGACUAUCAUUGAGAAAUGGAAAGUGAAGCUGGAAGAUUCUGGCAUCCCUGUGGUCAUUGGAGGGCAUGUUUCUCCCUCUCCUCGAGGAGUUGGAUAUUCUAAAAAUCAAGCAGUUGCACAGAGCUCAGGGACUUACCUCUGCUUUUUGGAUUCAGAUGAUGUGAUGUUGCCCCAGAGAGUGAGGCUGCAACAUGAAGCUGCCCUCCAGCGCCCAACGAGCAUCAUAGGGUGCCAAGUGCAGAGAGAUCCCCCAAACUCUACUGAGCGAUACACACGUUGGAUCAACCAGUUGGCAUCCGAUCAGCUUCUGACACAGGUAUUCACCUCAAACGGCCCCACAGUGAUCAUGCCCACCUGGUUCUGCUCUCGAACUUGGUUUCUCCACGUGGGACCAUUUGACGAGGGAGGGAAGGGUGUGCCGGAGGACCUGCUGUUCUUCUACGAGCACCUCAGGAAGGGGGGUGGCGUCUUCCGGGUGGACCACAGCCUGCUCCUCUACCGCUACCACCUGUGCGCAGCCACACACUCUGUCCUUGAGACGACCAUCUGGACUCACCGCGUCCACUUCCUGGAGGAGCAGGCCCUACCUCGCUGGGCCUCCUUCACCAUCUGGAAUGCAGGCAAGCAGGGACGCAGGCUGUACCGCAGUCUGACUGCUGCCAACCAGCGCAAGGUGGCCGCCUUCUGUGACGUGGACAAGAACAAGAUCCAGAAGGGCUUCUACUGCUACGAGGAGGCACAGGAAAGGCCCAAGCCUCAGAUCCCCAUCCUGCACUUCCGGGAUGCACGGCCACCCUUUGUCAUCUGUGUGAAGCUGGCUCCUACCCCUGCGUCAAGAACUUCCCUAGAAGACGCCCUGCUGCGCCACCCACUGUCUGUCCUGGCAGGCGUCAGUGUGGACGCCGUCGGUUGCCACCACGGUCCAUGUUUCCAAGUCCAUCCUGGCUGCCGUCCCCGGAACAGGCUCAGACACCCGCUGCAAGAACCAGGGUCUGCUGAGGGUGGGAGCCGCCUGCCAGGUGACACCAGUGUGCCAGGGUGUCGCCGCCGCCUUGUGUGUAAACUGACCACGCUCCAUGCCUUAAAAGGCCUCUCGGGAGCAGUGAGGGUUUUCUGUUUUUAAUGAACACUUUGCUUUCUUUUCCUCAGCAGUCACCUGCUCUGUCCUAGCAGAGA
Messenger RNA from Dipodomys ordii (Ord's kangaroo rat), 1309 nucleotides. It is a transcript of the gene B3gntl1, whose product is annotated as UDP-GlcNAc:betaGal beta-1,3-N-acetylglucosaminyltransferase-like 1. Bases 90 to 1256 code for a protein of 388 amino acids. The transcript has 11 exons. The record is from RefSeq and is a predicted model, not a curated record. Lineage: Eukaryota; Metazoa; Chordata; Mammalia; Rodentia; Heteromyidae.